AUGUGCAUGACAGCCCGUGUUACCACUACCACUACCACUCCGGUACCUGUUAUGAGUUCCACUACCAGUUUGAUUGCCUGUCCCAAUGUUAACGGAAUGGCUAAUAUAAAUACUAACAAGAUCAUGGGUCUCUGGUAUGAGCUGGCUAUGGCUCCCAAUAAUAACCUAACAUAUAACUGUCCCCAAAUGACCCUGACACCAGUGAAAAAUACUAACACGUUUGAUUUCUCAUUCACCGCUCAAACAAUGAACAACCAACCAAUACAACUAGGGUUGACAGGUUUACCCAUGAAUCCAUCAUCCAUGAUAUUGAACAUGACCCUCGAGUUGCCUGAUGAUUUUCUAGAAACCUUUACCCUAUUCGGUCGAAAGCCAAACAUAAAGUCCAUAUCUACCGGUGCUAUGAAUACUAUCCAACAGACCAUCACCGUUACUUAA
This is a messenger RNA of Oppiella nova, 438 nucleotides long. The record is from the annotation of a GenBank genome assembly. NCBI's taxonomy places the organism in Eukaryota, Metazoa, Arthropoda, Arachnida, Sarcoptiformes, Oppiidae.